This is a messenger RNA of Nicotiana attenuata, 1127 nucleotides long. Its product is annotated as protein YIPF5 homolog. The coding region runs from base 196 to 936 and encodes 246 amino acids. NCBI's taxonomy places the organism in Eukaryota, Viridiplantae, Streptophyta, Magnoliopsida, Solanales, Solanaceae. The transcript has a single exon. Gene Ontology annotation, cellular component: trans-Golgi network; membrane. Gene Ontology annotation, biological process: vesicle fusion with Golgi apparatus; endoplasmic reticulum to Golgi vesicle-mediated transport. The record is from RefSeq and is a predicted model, not a curated record.
UAGUCUCCUUCCUUUCCUUCUCUUCCAAUUCCCAAUUCUAUUUCAACCUCUCUCAGAAACCCUAAUUUCCCCUAUAAACAAUUAAUUGCUCAAUUGAGUUUCUCUAUGAUCCUUCCCAAGUCACUAGAUAUCAAUUUAAUUCAAAUUUAUUCUAAUUAACAAUCUCAUAUUGUUGAUCCCAACUAGCUCGUAUCAAUGGCGAAACAAUUCAACGUUCCGCCGGUAAUCUUUCCCUCCGACGGAAACGCCGGCGCACAACAACGCCGUCCUCCGACAGCUCCAUUUCAGCCGCCGAAAUCUUCAAACCCUAGCAUCCCUUUCAUGUCCUUCGACGUUACCUCGGCGGCUGCUUCCACUUCAUUUUCAACUCCGCAUUUCGCCUCCACCACCUUCGGCAGCGGCGGCUCAACUGGCUUUGAAGAUGAGCCGCCGUUACUAGAGGAACUCGGGAUCAACACAAAGCAAAUUUACCAAAAGACCCUGUCCAUUCUCAACCCAUUUAAAAUCAAAUCAGAUCUUCAUGAAGAUGGUGACUUAUCCGGGCCGUUUAUAUUUUUAAUGUCAUUUGGGCUUUUCCAAUUACUAGCUGGAAAGAUUCAUUUUGGGAUCAUAUUGGGCUGGGUUGUAAUGGCUUCAUUGUUUCUCUACGUAGUGUUUAAUAUGCUUGAGGGUCGAAAUGGAAACUUGGAUUUGUACAGAUGUGUUAGCCUGAUCGGUUAUUGUAUGUUACCCAUUGUGAUAUUAUCGGCGAUUUCACUGUUUUUGCCCGGUGGAUUGGUAAUCAAGGUGUUGACGGGAGUUUUUGUUGUAUGGGCCACGCGAGUUUGUACGAGGCUUUUGGUUGAGCUAGCUUCUUGUGGAGACGAGCAUCGUGGGCUGAUUGCGUAUGCUUGUUUCUUGAUUUACAUGGUUUUCUCUUUGCUAGUUAUAUUUUGAUGUAUACAGAAAGGAAUUAGAUUAGAAAUGCUGGUAUUUUGCACCUUAUAUUUAAUACUGUUUUUAGGUAUUUUGGAGGCUUUAACUGUUGGGAUUCAACUGUUGUUAGUUAUUGAAAAGAGAAUAGAAAAACUGAAUUAUGCCGUGUUAAUUUCACGAUGUCUCAUUAAUAUCUCCCAGUUUGCUUGUUA